AUGAGACUUCAAUUCAACUACACGGUUGCGACCCAUCUUGCAGAGUUCAGCUGCCCAUUUCCUGCCUUUUGCGCCCAAAAUCCGGAAUACACACAUUUCAUCGGCGGGGCCCUGAUCUUUUCACCGAAGCGAGAAAAUGUAUCGAUGGGCGCUACUCCUGCUCCACACGAGGAAGACGGAGCAGGACAAGAGAAUCAGCAGCAGCAGCAGACCCCUCGCGUCCUGCUGCUUCAACGCGCUUUCCACAAUUCCUUCCCAGGUGCAUGGGAGGUUCCCGGCGGCUUGUGCGAGGAGGAUGACCGGACCCUCCUGGACGGUGUCGCGCGCGAAGUCUUCGAGGAAUGCGGGCUGCGUGUCUCGCGAUUUGUCGAGCUUGUGGCAAAGGAUGCGUGGGACAUCCCUCGACCGGACCUUGGCCUGACGCAUACCCUGGUGAAGUACACAUUUCUGGUCGAGGUCCAUGAGGUCGAAACAGGAGCAACUGCGAUUGGCGAUCAUGGCUACCUUCUGGAGAACGUGGGUGUUAAUGGCGAGAAUCGUCGUGGGUGUUUCUUAACGUCGGGGGAGGCUGGCAUAUCAAGGGGGCGCCGCUGGGAGGAUAGGGUCGUAUUGAGUGCCCAAGAGCAUUGCGAUUACCGAUGGGCAAUGGAAACUGAGGUCCGAAGGGGUCUAGAACGAGGGACCGGCCUAUUCGCUUUGUUUACGCGUCAUGGGCACCAGGUUCUGGAGGGCUUUCACGCCUGGAAGAGGAUAUGGGCCGGGGUACCAAAGCCCUAUGCCUGA
Messenger RNA from Aspergillus puulaauensis, 783 nucleotides. Its product is annotated as NUDIX hydrolase. The coding region runs from base 1 to 783 and encodes 260 amino acids. The transcript has a single exon. Lineage: Eukaryota; Fungi; Ascomycota; Eurotiomycetes; Eurotiales; Aspergillaceae. The record is from RefSeq and is a predicted model, not a curated record.